Molecule: messenger RNA, 2557 nt
Organism: Dipodomys spectabilis (banner-tailed kangaroo rat)
Lineage: Eukaryota; Metazoa; Chordata; Mammalia; Rodentia; Heteromyidae
Gene: Plpp5
Product: phospholipid phosphatase 5
Exons: 7
Coding region: 74-895 (273 amino acids)
Biological process (GO): phospholipid metabolic process
Molecular function (GO): phosphatidate phosphatase activity
Source: RefSeq, a predicted model, not a curated record
CGUCAGCCGGCCCUCGGGACCCAGGGCCGCUCUCCCCCUGGUCGAGCUGGGCUGCCCUCGGCGCGUGCCUGCCAUGUCGCUGUGUCCGUCUGUCCGAAGCGGCGUGCCGGGGACGGCGGUGGCCUGUGGGGUCGAAGUGUGCGUGCGGGUCGUGCUGUUCGUGGCCUUCUUGGUGACCGAGCUGCUGCCCCCCUUCCAGAGGCGCAUCCAGCCGGAGGAGAUGUGGCUGUACCGGAACCCGUACGUGGAGGCGGAGUACUUCCCUGCCGCGCCGACCUUUGUCAUCGCGUUUCUCUCUCCGCUGUCUCUCAUCUUCCUGGCCAAGGUUUUCAAGAAGGCUGACGCCACAGACAGCAAACGAGCCUGCCUUGCAGCCACCCUUGCCCUCGCCCUGAAUGGUGUCUUUACCAACACAAUAAAGCUGAUAGUGGGGAGGCCUCGCCCAGAUUUCUUCUACCGCUGUUUCCCAGAUGGGCUAGCCCAUCCUGAGUUGAUAUGCACAGGGAAUAAGGACGUGGUCAAUGAGGGCCGCAAAAGCUUCCCUAGUGGACAUUCUUCCUUUGCGUUUGCUGGCCUGGCCUUUGCCUCCUUCUACCUUGCAGGGAAGUUACACUGCUUCACACCUCAAGGGCGCGGGAAAUCUUGGAGGUUUUGUGCCUUUCUGUCGCCCCUCUUUUUUGCAUCUAUAAUUGCUCUGUCCCGCACCUGUGACUACAAGCACCACUGGCAAGAUGUAUUAGUUGGGUCCAUGAUUGGAAUGACACUUGCCUAUGUGUGCUACAGGCAGUAUUACCCUCCUCUGACUGAUGUGGAAUGUGAUAAACCACUUCAGGAAAAACACAUGCUUCCCACUGCUCAGAAGAAACCUGGUAUUCCUUACUGUAUGGAUAUUUAAAAGUCGAAUUUAUCUCAGUGGAGAACAGAUGAAUCACCCCUCCUAACAACCAUACACAAGACAGGAAUUUCUGGCCUUUUAACUCCUUCCAAGGUACAGAUGACACAGCCUACUGUAUUGGGCCUUCUGUUAUGCACUUUGCCCUACUUCACAUGGAUCUAUCAUGAAGACUCCAGGCCAUUCUCCACCUCUGAACGCCACAAGUUCUCCAACGUCUGGUCCAUCAGACUGGCAUCCCCAAAUCCUGUUUUUCCAUUCAAUCUCAAUGCUUGCUCUUAGAAGCAUCUUGUCACAAAACAGACUACAUAGCACCACUUUAUCCUAGAAGCUGGAGUUAAAAAUCACUGAAACAAUUUCUGUUUUUCAUAACUUGAAGUCUUAAACUCUGGGGCCUAAUCAACUGAAGUUUGAAUUUGUUUACUUUCUCUAGUGAUAAUUCUAUCAAGCUUUAAGGGAGAAAAUGUCCAAUUUUGGUUGAUGCUCCACUGCUGAACCUAUGUUAUCAAGUCCAGACAUCUGAUACUGUUUUCCAUUUUGUUGAAUUACCAUGAGAACACAGUGAAAAAAAUGGUGAGGACUGUGAUUUCAGCACUCCCAGGUAAUUCUACCUCAUUUGUCUCUGAACUGUGCUCAAUUUCUAGCCAGAGUCAACUCUGCCAGUGGACCAUUUGUUAUGUGGAAGACUCUGCGCAUCUUUUCCUGUCUUCUCCUAAGGAACAACUGUGUUACAUUAUGAGAGCAAUACUGUAGGAUCUAUCACUGCCUUUCUCUUUUGUAACUAUACUUUAAAUAUGAUUUUGUCUUACGCUUAUCUUUCUACAGGAUACGUUCAAUGCAUCUUCUUUAAGUCAACAUGAUAUUCAAAUAAAUGGUGAAUAUGUACUUUUUUUUAAAGUACUGCUGUAGGGCUGGACUGUGAACACUGGCGCCCCAUCACACAUAAGUGAUCAACCUGCUCUCUGUAGCACUAGUUGGCAUUUAUACGAACGGAAGGACCAUUUCUGAAUUGACCUUGUAAUUUCCACACUUUAACUUUUGAACUAUAUUUGCCUAUGACAAUGAAAAUACUAGUCGUGGGAACAUAACUUAGUAUUAGUUCUUUGCCUGAAACUGUAAACUUAUUUUGGUAAGACAUAAGAGAAGCAAAUAGUUACUGCACUAAUUUUCCUUGUGAUAAAUGAGGCCAAGCAAAACUAGGCAACUAGUCAAUACAGUUUUAUUUUAGUAUUUACUAAAGUUUUGUAUAUAAUCACGUAAAAAACAAACACUUCAAAAGUGCAAAAUAUUAGAAAGCUAAUCAGUGCUAUCAACUUUCCAAGCAAACAGUGACUUAUUGAAAUAAACAAUCUUAAUUCUGCAGCUAGGAGUACGUAAAAAAUAAUGUUACAUUGGAGUCUAAAAAUAGGCUUGGUCAGAGAUUGCACAUGAUACAAGUGAAGCAGUGCAAAUGAUGCAUGACUAAAUAAAGAACUUCAAUUGAGCUUAUUAAUGUGUGUACUAUGCAGCCAGAAUUCCACUAGUAGAAGGAUGAGAUAUUAACCACCAGGAAAGGAGCCUUCCAUUCCACUCCAGUGGUUCCCUUAGUUCUGCGGGUGUUAAGCUGUCCAUCUUUGGUUACGUUACAGGACUCAACUCUUAGUUGUCCUUUGGUUUAUUCUUAAA